UCCACACAAUCAUCACCAUCACCAUCACCAUCGCCAUCGCAAUCCGCAAGAGCAGCAUCUCUGUGUUUCGUCCUACUAUCGUAUUCGUCUGAUUCAUGUUAUAAUGGAGAGGCAUGAAGAAAUCGUCCAGUAGUAGAAUAGAAUACAUCGUUCGUCCCAAUCGACAAAUUCGGCUCUGCUUCUAACUCACUAACCCCAACAGAAGCUCAGAUUCGCACCACUAGUUAGAUUCAGUAAUGUCGCUGUUUCGCAAGUUGUUCUACCGCAAGCCGCCUGAUGGCCUUCUCGAGAUCUGCGAGAGAGUUUAUGUGUUUGAUUGUUGUUUUACAACUGAUUCUUUGGAGAAACAAGAUUACAAAGGCUAUGUGGGAGGCAUUGUCAACCAACUGAGAGAAAACUAUCCUGAUUCUUCAAUCUUAGCUUUUAAUUUUCGAGAAGGGGAGACACAGACCGACAUAGGGAGUGUUUUGACAGAAUACGAUAUGACCGUAAUGGAGUAUCCUCGCCAAUACGAAGGUUGUCCGCUCCUCCCACUGGAGGUUGUUCACCACUUCUUAAAAUCUAGCGAAAGCUGGCUGUCACUUGGGAUCCAAAAUUUGCUUCUCAUGCUCUGUGAACGCAGUGGUUGGCCUGUUUUAGCUUUCAUGUUGGCUGCUUUGCUGAUCUACAGAAAGCACUACAGUGGGGAACUUAAGACCUUGGACAUGGUGCACAAACAAGCUCCUCGAGAGCUUUUAUACUUGAUGUCCCCCUUGAAUCCAAUUCCUUCUCAGUUAAGGUACUUGCAAUAUGUGACAAGGAGGAACGUCGCAGCACAAUGGCCACCCUUAGACAGGGCACUCACCUUGGAUUGUAUUAUUAUGAGAAUGAUUCCUAAUUUUGACGGCAAGGGUGGUUGCCGACCAAUAUUUCGUAUCUAUGGACAAGAUCCAUUUUCUGUUUCUGAGCGUGCACCCAAGGUAUUAUUCUCGACUCCAAAGAGGAGUAAAGCUGUUCGACACUACAAGCGGGGUGAAUCUGAAAUAAUAAAGGUUGACCUCAAUUGCCACAUUCAAGGUGAUGUUGUGCUGGAAUGUAUCAGCUUGAAUGAUGACAUGGAGCGGGAAAAGAUGAUGUUUCGUGUCAUGUUUAACACUGCUUUUCUAAGGGUGUCUCCAGUGAUGACUGUUAUAUCAAUGAAGGUUCUUUUCUCUGAGAUGGACACUACCACUUCCCUGGUUCGUGUGGACUCCUCCUGCUUUGAGGAGAAGGAUGGCCUUCCAGAGGAGGCCUUUGCUAAAAAGUUCAAUCUCUUGCUAAGAGCCACAAGUUCUGAGAACCAAUCUGAUUUAUCACCAAAAUUUUCCCAAAACACUGAUACGGCUAGUAUUCAAGCUGACCACCAAUUUUCACCGACUGAUAUGACGUCCUCGAAGCUAACGCUAAUCCCUUCUGGUGAUCAUUCUCCACCCUCAUUGACUUCACCACAUCAUCAAUUUUCUAUAACAAAAACUCUUCAUUUGUCACCCAGACAACAAUAUGAAACAAAGGCUCAACCGAGUCAUACAGCUGAGGCCAAAGAUGUUUCUCCUUUAUGUGCACCUAAAGAAACAUCAUAUGCUAAAACCUCACCUACAAGUGCACCGUCUCAGUCAGCAAGAGAUGCAGCUCAUUCUCUCCCACUUCUGCCACUAGAGACCGCUAGUGGCCGCCCUUUUAGGGACGAAAAUAUAUGUAAGUCCGAUAUUUCUUCGACUCAUACAAAGAGUCCAAAGAUUCAAGAUAGGGUCAUAGAGGAUGAACUUUCUAAAUAUGAAUAUCUUCUUUCAUCAGCAUUUUCAGCUGAAGAUUUGCCAGAAGCCCCUAAAGCCGGAACUCCUCCAACUCCUCCUGUGUCUGAUCUGCAUGCAGCUCCUACUGGGGUUAAAACAGCUCCUGUAUGUGGUCCAGCACAACCUGCACCUAUUUCUUCUCCACCACCUCCUAAGGAAAGUUUUAGCGGUGGGGAGUCUACUCCACUUUCUGGGGUUGGUGCAUCUCCCUCAACCCCGAGUAUGGGGCAUAGCUCAGGUGUAGUAUCUGUGCCUUGUCCCCCACCUUCCCCUCAGCUCCUUGAAGAGAUAUCUGGUGGAGGAGGGCCUCUGUGUCCUAUACCUCCUCUGCAUCCCGUGGGACCUAAUACUCCACCAAAUGUAUCUCCACCACAGCCUCCUCCACCCCCUGCCAUCCCCACUACCAAGAGUUCUUCAAAUGUUCCUUCAGCACCUCCUCCACCUCAUUCUACAAACAAUACUGCUAGUGGAGGCAGUUUGCCUGGCGCUCCGUCUCCCCCACCACCUUUGGCCCCUCCACCUGGGACAAAAGGGAAAGCCUUGUUGUCGCGUACACAGGUUUCAAAAAAUAACCAAUCGAAAAAAUUGAAGCCAUUGCACUGGCUAAAAAUAUCAAAAGCUGUUUCAGGAAGCUUGUGGGCUGACACUCAAAAAUCUGAAGCUUCUAAGGCUCCGGAGAUUGAUAUUACAGAACUUGAAUCUCUCUUCUCAGCAGCAGUUCCAAAUAAAGGUCAAGGGGGCAGAAAAACUGGUUCACUAGCUUCAAUAAGCAGUAAACCUGAAAAAGUGCAAUUGAUAGAACACAGGCGUGCAUACAAUUGUGAAAUAAUGCUGUCAAAAGUGAAGAUACCCUUGCAAGAUAUGCUGAGUUCAGUACUUGCCUUGGAAGACUCUGCAUUAGAUGUCGAUCAGGUUGAUAACCUAAUCAAGUUUUGUCCAACUAAAGAUGAGAUGGAAGUUCUAAAGAGUUACAAAGGUGAAAGAGACAAUUUAGGCUAAUGCGAACAGUUCUUUUUGGACUUGAUGCAUGUGCCACGGAUAGAACAUAAGUUGAGAGUUUAUUCCUUUAAAAUUCAGUUCCGCACCCAGGUUUCUGACCUCAGGAAGAGUUUGGAUGUGGUGAAUUCUGCUUCAGAUCAGAUCAGGGGUUCUGCUAAGUUGAAAAGAAUCAUGCAAACAAUUCUUUCUCUGGGCAAUGCUUUAAACCAGGGAACUGCGCGAGGAUCUGCUGUGGGGUUCAGGUUGGAUAGCCUCCUCAAACUUACUGAGACUCGUGCCCUGAAUAAUAAGAUGACCCUGAUGCAUUAUUUGUGCAAGGUUCUUUCGGACAAAUUGCCGGAGCUUCUUGAUUUUUGGCAAGACCUUUCCAGCCUGGAACAUGCGUCAAAGAUACAACUGAAAUUUUUGGCUGAGGAGAUGCAAGCUAUUAACAAAGGGCUUGAAAAAGUUAUGCAGGAGUUGUCCAUGGCAGAAAGUGAUGGUCCUGUCUCCGAACACUUUUUCCAAGCUCUGAAGGAGUUCCUUUGUUUUUCCGAAGGUGAAGUCAGGACAUUGGCUUCACUUAUGCUACAGUGUGCAGGGGAGGAAUGUAGACUCAUUGAUCCUAUAUUUCGGGGAAGAUCCUGCGCGUUGCCAAUUUGAGCAAGUGAUCUCGACUCUCUCCAACUUCGUAAAGAUGUUCAAGCAAUCCCACGAGGAAAACUGCAAGCAGUUAGAGACCGAGAAAAAGAAGGCAGAGAAAGAAGGCGCAGCAGAACCUACAAAGAUGAAUGCCUCUGAUACUGGACAUUUGUUACAGUCACAAGUUAAUAUUGUCAAUUAACUGGAACCAAAUUUGGCUGAAGCAGAGUUUGAUAAAUUUGCGUUCUGGAUUGGCUGAAAUGAUCUUUCUGGAACUAAACAGCCUGCCUUGCUGGGAAGCCGCCCGAUGAUGGCCUAAUCCUCUGUUGGACCGAUCGGUGCAGAAGAACUCCGUUAUUAAAUAUGAUGAGGUGAGUUAAACUCCAUGUUCUCUUUUAUUCCUUUAUAGCUGGAGAGUGAUUUUCAUCUGAUGCCUCAAGUCGAUUCGUGUUGGAAUUUCAGAAGAAUGAGCGUCGUGCGACUUUUUUUACUGGCCAACGUUCCAUGUAGCAUCUCUUAGGCCCCUCAAAUCUAUAAGAUAUCCUCACACUCUUUUCUUUCUUUCGUUUUGUGGGGUAUCAUUCGAGCUUGAAAUAAAAUUUCGUAGAGGGUGUAGCUUUUUGUACAAAAUGAUGCUAAUGUGGUUGAUCAAGAGAUGAUGAGUUAUGGAAAUAAUGCAUCCACUCCAAUUAGAGUUCAUGGAUUUUCAAUUGUUAUUUUUGAACUAGUGAUAAUAAUUAAUUAGCAUUAAA
Messenger RNA from Salvia splendens (bonfire salvia), 4183 nucleotides. Its product is annotated as formin-like protein 13. The record is from RefSeq and is a predicted model, not a curated record. NCBI's taxonomy places the organism in Eukaryota, Viridiplantae, Streptophyta, Magnoliopsida, Lamiales, Lamiaceae. The transcript has 19 exons.